AAGCAGCGCCCAGCUGGGACCCGUAGAGAGAGGCGGGGAGCGGGCGGCGGUGGCGGCCGUUGUGGCUCCGGCAGUGGUGGCGACUGUGGCGAGGCUACGCAGCCGGGGCGACGGGUUUGGUGCCGCAGCAGCUCGCUCAGGCUGUGGGUCGUCGCUGCAGACGCGGGCAGAGGAGGGAACAACGACUCAGCGGGAGCACUUGGCAGAGGAGGGGAAGGGAUUCAGAAGACACCCCGCGUCUCCCUCCUCGAAUUUCUCUUGGUUCUUGUCAGUUGAUUCGUAGCCGAAAUGCAUGGUCAUGGAGGCUAUGACUCUGAUUUUAGUGAUGAUGAACACUGUGGAGAAUCUAGCAAAAGGAAAAAAAAGACAGUUGAAAAUGAUUUACUGCUCAAAAAGCCAUUUCAGAAAGAAAAACAUGGAAAGGUGGUCCAUAAACAAGUUGCAGCAGAAUUGCUGGAUAGGGAAGAAGCAAGAAAUAGAAGGUUUCAUCUCAUAGCUAUGGAUGCUUAUCAAAGGCAUACAAAGUUUGUAAAUGACUAUAUUUUAUACUAUGGUGGCAAAAAAGAAGACUUCAGGCGAUUGAGAGAAAAUGACAAGAUAGACAUGGAUAUUAUACGAGAAAAUCACAGGUUCCUAUGGAAUGAGGAGGAUGAAAUGGACAUGAAUUGGGAGAAGAGACUUGCAAAGAAAUACUAUGAUAAAUUAUUCAAGGAAUACUGUGUAGCAGAUCUCACCAGAUACAAAGAAAAUAAGUUUGGAUUUAGGUGGCGAGUAGAAAAAGAAGUAAUUUCAGGGAAAGGGCAGUUUUGCUGUGGAAAUAAAUGUUGUGAUAAAAAAGAAGGCUUAAAGAGUUGGGAAGUUAAUUUUGGUUAUAUUGAGCAUGGUGAAAAGAGAAAUGCGCUUGUUAAAUUAAGAUUAUGCCAAGAAUGUUCCUUUAAAUUAAAUUUUCAUCACAGGAGAAAAGAAGUCAAGUCAAAAAAAAGAAAGGAUAAAGCCAGAAAAGAUUGUGAAGAGUCAUCACGUAAAAAAUCCAGAUUAUCUUCUGUAGAAGAGUCCUCUAAGAAAAAGGAUAAAGGAAGCUCUGAUGAGGAAGGAAAUACUUCAGAAUCUGAACUUUGGAAGGGCCCACUACCAGAGACAGAUGAAAAAUCACAGGAAGAAGAAUUUGAUGAAUAUUUUCAAGGUUUAUUUCUGUGAGAUGGAAGAGGGAUGCGUACAUUCCUUAAUGUGAAAGUAUACUUUGAAAUUCUUCACAAAAUUUUGUCUACACGUUGCAACUUGAGUGGUUUGUCUUUGGAAAUAAAAAUCCAGCUACUCUCAGGA
Mesoplodon densirostris (Blainville's beaked whale) is the source of this 1323-nucleotide messenger RNA. Its product is annotated as protein FRA10AC1. The transcript has 14 exons. The record is from RefSeq and is a predicted model, not a curated record. Gene Ontology annotation, biological process: dephosphorylation. Bases 289 to 1197 code for a protein of 302 amino acids. Gene Ontology annotation, molecular function: phosphatase activity. NCBI's taxonomy places the organism in Eukaryota, Metazoa, Chordata, Mammalia, Artiodactyla, Ziphiidae.